AUGGACGGCGAGAGCAAAGUGGACUUCGCUAGCAAAAGCUUCAACCCUUUGUGGUGGAAGAAAUCGACCCCUCCAUCCCAGCUGCUGGCCCGAAGCAAGCCGAGGAGGCCCCAGUCCUACCAGAGCCCCAGCGGGCUGCUGAUCACGGAUUUCCCGGUGGAGGACAGAGGGACACUCCCUGCACCGCAGACCCCCGCCCAGGUGCCCAGCCCCUCGAAGACGGUGUCCAGGAGCCCCCUGCUCUUCUACCCUCCUCUUGGGCCCGAGAGUCCGGUCGUCCCGGAGCACAGGACCGGCUCUCCAAGGCUCCGACCUCCAAAGUCACCCCAGGUGCCCGAACCGGCGUCUGGUGACUCCCCGAACGUGGCAGUGAACGCGCUUGGUGACUGCGCGGGCGCCACCUCGCUCGCCGGCCACACGGCUCAGGAUCCGGCGCAGAGGUCCUGCAGACUCGCUGCGCCCCAGAAGAGGUCCUCCGAGGAAAAGCUCCCUCUCCAGAGGCUGCCCUCAAAGGACAGCGAACCCCUGGAGUACCCCUCGGUGGUUUUGAGCACCCACAGCCCCGCCGCCCUCAAGGUGGGGAAGCACCAGAUCAUUCCCAAGAGCCUGGCCUCGGAGAUUAAGAUAAGUAAAUCCAACAGCCAGAACGUGGAGCCCCACAAGAGGGUCCAUAAGGUGCGCAGCAUGGUGGAGGGCAUCGGAGGGACCCUGGGCCCCACGGGGGAUGAGGCCGAGAACGACCUGGAUAGCCCAGGGUCACUGCGGAGAGGCUUGCGGUCCACGUCCUACCGCAGAGCGGUCUUCAGUGGCUUUGAUUUUGACAACCCUGCCAGCUCCAAGAAGAAGAACAGACUGUCACAGCCAGUUCUGAAAGCAGUGGUGGAAGAGAGAGAGAAGUUCUCCAGCCUGGGAAGGAUAAAGAAAAAAAUGCCGAAAGGACAAGGAACAUUUGAUGAGGAAGAAAAUGCAAUGUGUCAGAACUACAAAGAAAAGGCUCUGGGGAGUGAUUCUGAUGAAGAAGAGGAAUCCAGAGAACAGAAAUCAGAAGAGAAGAUUGUGAUUCAUCCUAAACCCCUGCGACCCACGUGGGGCCAGCUCUGGGCGGUGAAGAUGAAUGGCCUAUCACAGACAGUCAGCCAGGAAGAGAGAAAGAGACAGGAGGCCAUCUUUGAAGUCAUAUCUUCAGAACAUUCGUAUUUACUCAGCUUGGAGAUACUGAUACGAAUGUUUAAAAAUUCGAAGGAGCUGAGUGACACGAUGACCAAAACAGAGAACCACCAUCUCUUCUCCAAUAUCACAGACGUCUGCGAGGCCAGCAAAAAAUUCUUUAUGGAGUUGGAAGCCAGGCAUCAGAAUAAUAUCUUCAUUGACGAUAUAAGUGACAUUGUAGAAAAACACACAGCGUCCACGUUUGACCCCUACGUGAAAUACUGCACAAAUGAAGUCUACCAACAGCGGACGUUGCAGAAAUUAUUAGCCACCAACCCAUCUUUUAAGGAGGUGCUGUCCCGCAUCGAGACCCACAAAGACUGCAGGAACCUCCCCAUGAUCUCCUUCCUCAUUCUCCCCAUGCAGAGGGUGACCCGCCUGCCCUUGCUGAUGGACACCAUCUGUCAAAAAACAUCGAAGGACUCUCCGAAAUACGAAGUCUGCAAAAGGGCUUUAAAAGAAGUCAGCAAGUUGGUUCGACUGUGUAAUGAAGGCGCCCGGAAGAUGGAAAGGACAGAGAUGUUGUACACAAUUAAUUCGCAGCUGGAAUUUAAGAUUAAGCCCUUCCCUUUAGUCUCCUCGUCCCGCUGGUUGGUGAAGAGAGGUGAGCUGACGGCCUACGUGGAAGACACCGUGCUUUUCUCCAAAAGGACAUCUAAACAGCAAGUCUACUUCUUUCUCUUCAACGACGUUCUCAUUAUCACCAAGAAGAAGGGUGAAGAGAGCUACAAUGUCAACGACUACGCAUUGAGGGAUCAGCUGUUGGUGGAGUCUUGUGACAGUGAAGACCUUAAUUUUUCUCUGGGGAAGAACAGUUCCACGAUGCUGUAUUCACGACAGAGCUCGGCCAGCCACCUCUUCACACUCACCGUCCUCAGUAACCACGCCAACGAGAAGGUGGGCAUGCUGCUGGGGACAGAGACGCAGAGCGAGAGAGCCCGCUGGACCACAGCCCUGGGACACAGCAGUGGGAAGCAGCCUGACCGGACCUCUCUGACCCAGGUGGAAAUCAUCAGGUCUUUCACCGCCAAGCAGCUGGAUGAGCUCUCCCUGCAGGUGGCUGAUGUGGUCCUCAUUUACCAGCAAGUCAGUGAUGGCUGGUACGAAGGGGAGAGGCUGCGAGAUGGAGAGAGGGGCUGGUUUCCUAUGGAGUGUGCCAAGGAGAUAACGUGUCAGGCUACGAUUGACAAGAACGUGGAGAGCAUGGGACGUCUGCUGGGCCUGGAGAGCCACGUGUGA
This is a messenger RNA of Elephantulus edwardii (Cape elephant shrew), 2448 nucleotides long. RefSeq names its product Rho guanine nucleotide exchange factor (GEF) 26 (gene ARHGEF26). The transcript is spliced from 15 exons. The record is from RefSeq and is a predicted model, not a curated record. Gene Ontology annotation, biological process: activation of GTPase activity. NCBI's taxonomy places the organism in Eukaryota, Metazoa, Chordata, Mammalia, Macroscelidea, Macroscelididae. The coding region runs from base 1 to 2448 and encodes 815 amino acids. Gene Ontology annotation, molecular function: protein binding; guanyl-nucleotide exchange factor activity.